GCCCGCAAUACAAGAGAGUUAUCGGAGGAGCUAAGUAGGGGCAAGGACGAGCUGAAAACGUCACGUCGUCCCACCCCCGCCGUUUACUCUGUAGUCGGUGCCAAAGAAGGCAUUGCCUCCUAACGGUGUCACGGUCCUUCCGGAGCUGCGGACCGUAGUGUACUUAACGUGCACCGAGGAAUUCUUUCAUUCCAGCACGUACACUAGCGCCAAGGUGCAAUAUGAUGAGAACCGUGUUUCCGGCGCUCGCCAUCGGUGUAUUGUGCAUGCUCCUGGUGACCGGCCAUCCUUUGCCUGAAGACCCCGGGUCAGCCGCUGCCUCCCAAGAAUCGGCUCAGGACAUCGCCGAUGCCGUGAAGCAAGUUUCCGCUCAGAGUCCAGCCUCACAGGACGCGGUAGAAGCCGCUGCAGAAACCGCAGCCGCCGCGGCACCAGCAGCUGAAGGAGUUUCAGAAGCGGCAGCGGAAGCAGCCGCGGGAGCCGCCAGCGGCACUCACGGAGCACCCGUAGUUGCGUCGGUCGGCGCAGGAGCCGCCGAUGCAGCGUUGCCUCACGUCUCGGGGGCCGUGUCGGGACCACGCUACGAGCACGAGUCUCAGCAGCAGUCUUCUCGGCAAGAGGCAUUCAGUGAGGCGGCGCAAGGAGCCCAGCAAGGCAGUCAGGCGGCCGAGGCAGGCGAGGCCUUCAAGAAGGUCGAAGGCUUCGAGAAUCAGGGCGGCUUCCGAAAGCAGGAGGGCUUCUCGGAGAAGAGCAGCAACCGCUACGGGUCAGGAUUCUUCCAGGGCAGCGAGGGCCACAACGACUUCAACCGCGGAGACCAGCACUCAUUUGGAGUUGCCGGUUACGGUGCUCACCAAGCAGCGGGCGUGGUCGGCAACCCAAACUAUCACGAGCUCCUGAAGGUCGGCUUCGUCCCAUAAUUAGGACGAGAACAUCGACGCGCCAAAAUGUGCCAUUCAUGCAGAUCACGCCUACAGCAGGUCCCAACAUAAUCAAAUUCGUUUCUGAAUAAAGAAUGCAUACACAUUCUACUGCUG
Rhipicephalus sanguineus (brown dog tick) is the source of this 1037-nucleotide messenger RNA. RefSeq lists its product as uncharacterized. The transcript has 4 exons. Lineage: Eukaryota; Metazoa; Arthropoda; Arachnida; Ixodida; Ixodidae. The coding region runs from base 222 to 920 and encodes 232 amino acids. The record is from RefSeq and is a predicted model, not a curated record.